This is a messenger RNA of Pangasianodon hypophthalmus (striped catfish), 1872 nucleotides long. RefSeq names its product asialoglycoprotein receptor 1-like. NCBI's taxonomy places the organism in Eukaryota, Metazoa, Chordata, Actinopteri, Siluriformes, Pangasiidae. Gene Ontology annotation, molecular function: D-mannose binding; fucose binding. The record is from RefSeq and is a predicted model, not a curated record. Gene Ontology annotation, biological process: biological process involved in interspecies interaction between organisms. The transcript is spliced from 5 exons. Gene Ontology annotation, cellular component: external side of plasma membrane. Bases 49 to 924 code for a protein of 291 amino acids.
UGGAAGUUAAUAGAUACAAACAGAGGCACUGUACAUCAGUGAUCAAAGAUGUCUGAGCUAGUUUCUGAUUAUGUGAACUACGCUGAAAGGAGAGGAGAACGCAUAGAGAAGGUGGUGGAAAUCUGUGACCUUGCCGAUGCUGGUAGAAGUCAUGACCGUAAAGAAGACACAGAAGCCACGUGUGUAAAGAAAAGCCUACGGACUGAACACACAGCAGGAUGCACUGCAGGGGGAAGAUGUCACACACUGACUGCAGUGUGUGUGCUGCUGCUGUGUGUUCUCCUGCUGACUGCUGUCACAGUGCUAUGGAUCAAAUUUACCAACCUGAAUACAGAAAACAACCAGCUACAGACCAGAUACAGCAACCUGAAUAUAGAGAGAGACCAGUUACAGACCAGUUACAACGAUAUGAGAAAUGAGAGAAACCAGUUAAAAUUUCAGAGAGACCAGUUACUUUUUCAGAGAGACCAGUUACUGUUUCAUAGAGAUCAGUUACAGCAGGAGGCAUCAGGACUGAAGAACGCGCUUUUAAAAUUUGGAUGGAGAGUCUUCAGCUCGAGCGUUUACAAUAUUUCUACUGAAAAGAAGACCUGGGGUGAGAGCAGAAAGUACUGCACAGACAGAGGAGCAGACCUGGUGAUCAUAAACAGCACAGAGGAACAGGAGUUCAUCAGUAAUUAUACUGGCGGUACUGAAGCUUGGAUUGGUCUGACUGACAGAGAGACAGAGGGGGAAUUUAAAUGGGUGGACGGUAAACCACUGACCACUGCGUUCUGGUGGGAUGGGGAACCCAAUGAUUAUGGACAUAAUGAGGACUGUGUUAUAACAAGCUAUAAAAAUGCUAAAUUUAACAUAUCAUCAUGGGCUGAUUAUCCCUGUAACUUCCCUGUAGUCGGGAUUUGUGAGAUGAAAAUAUUUAACUGAGCACAUGGGAGUCAGUCACUGAAAUUGAAAAAAGUUAGAAUUGAUAACUAUGUGAAUCUUUGUUGACUUGUUGACUUUGUGCUUCUUUUCCAUUUAUUCUCACAAUAGCAGCUCUCAAGUUGCUUGAAUGAUUCUGUCUAGCAGUGUUACAGCUUUCAUAGAUUUAAAAUGAAGACAAAACUUAAUUCUGUACUUAAAUACAAUCUGUUUUUGGACUUACAAAGAGCUGGAGCGACAGGCCACGCUCUGAUAAAGAAGAGUAGUCUGUGAGAAAAGUGUUUUUUAGUUGUAUAAAUGACUAAAUGAUUUCUUAAAUAUAUAUAUACUGGCCACUUCUACAUUGCCGUAACUGUGUGUUAUUAUUUUUAGCCAAUGGCACAAAGUGUACAGAAGAUCACAUGACCAUAUGAACCACAUUUUAGGAAUUAAUUUGAUCAUGUUUGGCACAAAUGAGAGUGUUUAUUGUGUUUUGUCUUUACUAUAGAUGAUUUGGUGUAAAAGAGAACUGGAAGUGAGAGAACAGUGCAGAACUGAACAGAGAUUUUCACUGAUUAAGAAGUCACUGAAUAGUAAUCACUUCUGCGUUAGAGGUUACUGAACUCAGUGAUUCCCGUUACUAGAAAACGUCAACCACGAUGUCAUUUUCAAGCUACGUUUGUGGACAAUAAUUACUUUGAAAGUAUCUGAACGUAUCCAUUCCACAGAACAUAUGCUUAUCCAUGCAGAUUAGACGAAGCCUCACAGGAUGAUGAAGUGUGCAUUCAGAGAAACUCUUUUUACACUUCAGUUAUCUCUGCUGAUGACCUUUUUUACACUAGUUUUAAAUUAUUAGACCUAUUUGAUAUUACAUAUUAUAUUAGACACAGCUUCUCUCCAUGAUAAAAACAAUGUGAAGGAGUUAUACACUAAGUGUAAUUGUUAAAAUGUAAUCAUGAAAAUAAAACAAUA